AUGGAAACAACAGGUGUUAGCGUUGAUCCUACGAGUUCUGAUAAUCAUGCGACUAAUAGUCCGAAUUCAUCAAACCCCACAUCACCGACGAUGCGGAGGAUAAGUAGUAGCAGUUCUUCGCCGAGAGCGAUGUCGUCUUCUCCGUUUCCGAUAAUUCGUUUCUUACAAGCACCUGUAACAACUAUAAUUGAAUACUCGGGUGUUCUUCGACCUAGGUCGAAUACCGAUUAUCACGAAUCAGAGAGCUUGAUUUCUAACCAUCAUCAUCGUGAUCAUAACUCGAGUGGUUCCAGUACUGCUAGUAAUAGAAGUAGUAAUGGUGAGAAUAGCAAUGGGGAGGUUUCGAUUCGGAUAAUGGGUGAUGUAGACCAAGAAGAGGAGCGUGGUGAACCGGUUGCAGUGAACCAUGAAGAUGGUGGAGGAGAAAGGGAGGUGGCUGAUUCCGGUGAUGGAAGUGGUGGUAAUGGCGGGAGUAAUAAUAACGUGGAUUCAGCAUAUCAACAGCGGUAUGAUUUGCAACAGGUUUCAAGGUGGAUUGAACAGAUUCUUCCAUAG
Molecule: messenger RNA, 555 nt
Organism: Lactuca virosa
Lineage: Eukaryota; Viridiplantae; Streptophyta; Magnoliopsida; Asterales; Asteraceae
Source: the annotation of a GenBank genome assembly